Molecule: messenger RNA, 1197 nt
Organism: Dentiscutata erythropus
Lineage: Eukaryota; Fungi; Glomeromycota; Glomeromycetes; Diversisporales; Gigasporaceae
Source: the annotation of a GenBank genome assembly
AUGAAUGAACUCAUGUCCUUAGCCGAAAAUAAAUCAACAAUUGAGCAAAAAAGGACAGAUGAUAAUAUUUCGAGUUUAUUAAAAAGAAUCACAAGCAGAGAUACGUAUUUUGUACUAUUUCCAAAACAAUUAGAAAGAUUAAAACAAAUUUCUGAAGCUAUUUUUAAAUUAGCUAAUGAAACUUUAUUAGAAGUAAUUAAGCGAGAUGAAGUAGAAUCUUGGAUGGAGUCAAGAUAUGGUGUUGUUAAAUCACUCUGGAAAAAUAGUCAAGCUGGAAUAAAUAUAGCAAGAUUUGAUUUUGCCUGGGAUCAAGAGAAGAAUUUUAAAAUAUUAGAACUGAAUGUAGGAAGUAGUUCUGGCUGGGCAUUUGCAAGUUUAAUCGAGAAAGAAGCAUCAGCUGAAAAAAUUGGUGUUCCUCUUGCUCCCUCAUCGAUAUUUUUAGCGACUUAUUUGUUAAAUAAGUUGGGAUCAAAAAUAGCCAUUAUUAUUAUAGAUACAUUUACAGAACAUGAUAUAAUGAUUAGACAAAUUGAGAGCAUGGGUGGAGAAAUCAAAGUUUUCAACCUCAGUGAAGUUAAUUUCCAAGAUAUUAUCAAUUUUGCACCUACUGGAAUAUUUUGGAAAGCCCAUACAGGAUUGGUAGAUCAUUCGGAUAUGAUAUUAAAGCUAGCCAACUUAAGAUUACCACAACUACCUUCAUUUGAAAGUAUGUUUAUAGCUGGUGACAAAUCAUUUUUAGCCAUCCUAAGUGAUAGAGACACAACUGGUGCUAUUCCUAAAACUUACGUAAUGUCAAAAAAUGACUUAUCAAAGAAUCUUAAUUUUUUUGAACAACAUAAAGCGGUCCUCAAAGCAGGUGAUUCAAUUAGAGGUAGAGAUGUUAUUUUGGGAAAAAAUUUUAAAGAUAGUUGGGAGGACAAAUUAAGAGAGAUUAUGAAUUCCAAUAGAGAAUGGAUAAUACAAGAACUUUGUUAUUUACAAAAUACCAAAGAUAAUAGGUUUGAAGAUAUUACAGUUUUUAUUGCUGAUGGCGUUGUUCAAGGCUUUGGGUCCAGAAUUUCUUCUAGCGAAGUAGUAAAUGCUAGUCACGGUGGAUUUGGCCAGUCUGUCGUCUUGAAUGAUGCUACAGGCUUAUUAAUUUGUAGCUCUAUAAUAUUAAAAAAUUUUAAUGAUCAGAGUGAAGCGAGAGGAAAAGGU